This is a messenger RNA of Drosophila innubila, 506 nucleotides long. RefSeq lists its product as uncharacterized. The transcript has a single exon. Gene Ontology annotation, biological process: vacuolar proton-transporting V-type ATPase complex assembly. The record is from RefSeq and is a predicted model, not a curated record. Gene Ontology annotation, cellular component: endoplasmic reticulum membrane. Bases 78 to 458 code for a protein of 126 amino acids. NCBI's taxonomy places the organism in Eukaryota, Metazoa, Arthropoda, Insecta, Diptera, Drosophilidae.
AGGCAGGUGCCCCCAUAUAGACGUAUCUGUAGUCUUAACAGUAUUAAUAACAGCCUACGGUUGAGUAGUCAAAGACAAUGAGCAAAAAGACAAAGAAACAGACGCUGGUAUCGAGCACGGCCGUGCAGCCAGUAAAGUCGGAAAAUGAAUCGGAGACAUCUGAUUCAGCGCAACCUGAGGAGCAAUCCGGGGACCAGAGCCUGGAAGUGUUUCUUUGGCUAAUGGCCUAUAGCGUUCUUAUGUUUACACUGCCAUUUCUGGGCUUCUAUGGUGUUCGCAAUUGGCUGGAUGAAUCAUUUCCCGAACUGGACACAUUUAGCAAGAAUUGCUACUCUGUGUUGACGGCUGUGCUGGUGGUAAAUGCCAUUGUGGCCAUGUAUGUGCUAAAGGCCGUACGUGAAAAGGAUCCACCUGCAUUGCCGGUUGAAGAGGAAAAGGAUAAUAAGAAGGAACAGUAGUUUAGUUUAACAACAGAUGUAAUAAAAACAUUGUAACACUCUUCUAAA